Molecule: messenger RNA, 1767 nt
Organism: Cheilinus undulatus (humphead wrasse)
Lineage: Eukaryota; Metazoa; Chordata; Actinopteri; Labriformes; Labridae
Product: aldehyde dehydrogenase, dimeric NADP-preferring-like
Exons: 10
Coding region: 111-1694 (527 amino acids)
Biological process (GO): aldehyde metabolic process
Cellular component (GO): cytoplasm
Molecular function (GO): aldehyde dehydrogenase (NAD+) activity
Source: RefSeq, a predicted model, not a curated record
CUGAGCUCAGUCUGUGUUUGUGUGUCUGCAGCGUGUCGGACAUCUGAAACGCUUUGGAUCACAUCAGUGACCGAUUAUUCUGCAGAGAAUUUACACAGAAAAUCCACUUGAUGCUCGUUUACUUAACCUCAGCUCCAGAGACUCGUCCUGCAACGGUCUGCAUGGAGAGACAAGCAGUGAGACGGGCCAGAGAGGCCUUCCUGAGUGGGAGGACUCGACCGCUGGAGUUUAGACUGCAGCAGCUUCACGCCCUGCAGAGGAUGAUCAAAGAAAAAGAGCAGGAGAUCUGCACCGCUCUCAAACAGGACAUCAACAGGAGUCAGUAUGACACACCACUCCUGGAGCUGAUUGGCAUUGAGAAUGAGAUCAAGCUAGCGAUAAAGAAGCUGGCGGAGUGGGCGGCUCCUCGGUCAGUGGAAAAGAGCCUGUUCACUAUAAAAGAUGAGGUUUAUGUCCAACUGGAGCCACUAGGAGUGGUGCUCAUUAUCGGAGCAUGGAACUACCCCUGGUCCGUUACACUGCAGCCACUGGUUGGAGCUAUCGCUGCUGGCAACGCAGCUGUGGUGAAGCCAUCAGAGCUCAGCGAGUGCUCGUCCCUCCUCCUCCGGGCUCUGCUUCCACGCUAUCUAGACAAGGAUUUGUACCCAGUGGUGACAGGUGGCGUGUCAGAGACUCAAGAGCUGCUGAGACAGAGGUUCGAUCACAUCUUCUACACAGGAAACAGCACAGUUGGCAAAGUGGUGAUGGAGGCAGCAGCUCGUCACCUCACACCAGUGACCCUGGAGCUAGGAGGGAAGAGCCCGUGCUACAUUGACAAGGACUGUGAGAUCAUGGUCGCCUGCCGUCGUAUCACGUGGGGGAAGUUUGUGAACUGCGGUCAGACGUGCAUCGCUCCAGACUACAUCCUGUGUGAGCCGUGCAUCCAAGGACGGGUGGUGGAGUGCAUCCGACAAACUCUGCUGGAAUUUUACGGCGCUGAUCCCAAAUGCUCACCAGACUAUGGACGAAUCAUCAACCAGCGUCAUUUCAUCAGAAUCAUGGGUCUGAUGGAGGGUUACACUCCUGUGAUUGGAGGACAGAGUGACGCCUCACAGCGAUACAUCGCCCCUACAGUGCUGAAGGAUGUGCCCCCUCAUUCCAGGCUGAUGCAGGAGGAGAUAUUCGGCCCCCUGCUGCCCAUCGUCACUGUGAGUGACAUGGACGAUGCCAUCCGCUUCAUCAAUGAGAGAGAAAAACCUCUGGCUCUCUACAUCUUCUGCAAGGACAAGAAGGCGAUAAAAAGGAUGAUCGAGGAGACAACAAGUGGAGGAGUGACGGCCAAUGAUGUCUUGAUGCACUACACGCUGAACUCGCUCCCGUUUGGUGGAGUUGGUCAGAGUGGUAUGGGCCGUUACCAUGGCAAACACACCUUUGACCAACUGAGCCACCAGAGGGCGUGUCUGGUCCGCUCUCUGGAUAUGGAGAACGUCAACCUGUCUCGUUACCCGCCUCAGGACCGCCGGCGGGCCCGCAGGGCGCGAAUGGCACUCAGGUCCCCGCUGAUAGACAUGUCAAAGAGGACGUUCAUCUGGGCUGUCACCGCCACCGUCAUCGGCUUUGGCCUCUUUGUCACCCUGAUGGUCAUCCUCCUUAUUGCUGCAGGACUCAACUGCACCUGCUGGUACUGGAGAGGCAUCUACAACUACUUCUGGUGAAAUAUCUGUAAACUCUGAUCACAAAACAAGUGCUUCUUAGUGUUUAUGUUCAAAACAUGUUUUUAUUUUGCUA